Carcharodon carcharias (great white shark) is the source of this 3413-nucleotide messenger RNA. It is a transcript of the gene hagh, whose product is annotated as hydroxyacylglutathione hydrolase. The coding region runs from base 98 to 1006 and encodes 302 amino acids. Lineage: Eukaryota; Metazoa; Chordata; Chondrichthyes; Lamniformes; Lamnidae. Gene Ontology annotation, cellular component: mitochondrion. The record is from RefSeq and is a predicted model, not a curated record. Gene Ontology annotation, biological process: glutathione metabolic process. The transcript is spliced from 9 exons. Gene Ontology annotation, molecular function: hydroxyacylglutathione hydrolase activity.
CAAUGAAGGAGCAGUUCAGGGUUGGAGGUGAAAGGCUGAUGUGUGGCUGUGGAUCCUCCCAGUGCCGAUCUCCGGCUCCCGGUUUCCAGCUCUGAUUAUGCUGGUGAAGCUGCACCGACUCGGCAGUGUGAUUGUGCUGACAGCUGCUAGUCGCAGGCUCGGUUCAUUUUACUUACACUCUGGAAGUGUCAUUAGAAAGUCUGAAACCAUUAUUCAGGCAAACAUGAAGGUUGAAUUGUUGCCAGCACUGGCUGAUAACUAUAUGUAUCUCCUCAUUGAUAAUGAGACCAGAGAAGCAGCAAUAGUGGAUCCAGUGGAGCCACAGAAGGUAGUUGAAGCAGUCAAAAAGCAUGGAGUAAAACUGACCACAGUUCUUACCACACAUCACCACUGGGACCAUGCUGGAGGUAACAAGGAGCUGGUAAAGAAAGUACCAGGUCUUCAGGUCUAUGGCGGUGAUGACCGGAUUGGAGCUCUCACUUGUAGAGUGACACACAAGAAAACAUUCCAGGUUGGCUCUUUGAAUGUGAAAUGCCUGUUUACACCCUGUCAUACAUCAGGACAUAUCUGCUACUUUGUGACAAAAGAGAAUAGCAGUGAAGCACCAGCUGUAUUCACUGGUGAUACACUAUUUGUUGCUGGCUGUGGGAAAUUCUUUGAAGGAUCUGGUGAGGAGAUGUACCGUGCUCUGAUUGACAUUCUCGGCAAAUUGCCAUCUGAUACGAGGGUGUACUGUGGGCAUGAGUAUACCAUCAACAAUCUCAAAUUUGCCCAACAUGUUGAACCAAACAAUGAAGCAAUCAAACAGAAAUUAGCUUGGGCAAAGGAACACUAUGAUCUUGGAAAACCUACCAUCCCAUCCACUAUUGGAGAGGAGUUCAGUUAUAACCCUUUCAUGAGAGUGAGGGAGAAGGAUGUACAAGACCAUGUUGGACAGAAAGAUGCAAUUUCUACAAUGGAUGCAAUCAGAAAAGAAAAAGAUCGAUUUCAAGUACCAAAGGAUUAACAAUGGAAAGUAUUAACACUUACCUCCAGCACAGCAUCAUCUAGUGUGCCUGGAGUGGCAGUGUGCUGCAAAAUAUGUGUUCAGUAGUGAAUGUUCCAUUAAAUAAAUUGAAUUUGCUUUGCUGGUGGAAUGUGUAAAAUGUAAAUAGAUUUUCAUGUGUUGCAAAUCAUUUAUGAUUGUCAAAAAGUUUUCCCGUGGAUGGGGGUUUAGUCUUAUUGUGACCUACUUUCUUCCAUUUCUCUCUUUCAUUCCCCCUUCACUUAAAUGCACUUCCAUUUUCCAAGCGCCAAGCAAAUAAUUGCAUUGAUAUUCAAGCAGAACGUUGCAAUUUGAAAUCCCAGCAUUAACUUGUCACUUAAACUUGGCAAUCAUGUAUUAUUGAGUGAUGAACACCAAGCAUUUGCAAAGAAUUUCCAUUCCCAGAGAUGGGGGAAAAGAAAUGUAACUGCAGCUUGCCCCACUCAAAUCCAUUAUAAAUCCAUCAUUACGGAAACAUUUUGAAAGUGACUGCAGCCAAAUGUACCCAUAUCCUGCUGGGGAAAGAUUUAUAGAGAAGGCUCACCACCAAAAAAGGUCAGUGGGGAAACACACCCCUGCUCGAAGGAGUGCUAAUUGGCUGGAGGUGGACCUUCUGCCCCCUUCUGGGAGGAAGUCCCACCUCCAGGAGCUCCUGGUCAUCUGAUUGGUUGGCAGCUCUCUGGUCCCAGCAGUGCCAACAGGAGUGGUGCCGCUGCUGGGACUGAGUCCAAUUUUAGCGAAGAGGAGCCAAGAACCAGAUAGAAGGUGAUUCCAGAAAGCUUUUGGAAGGGCUAGAACCGAAGACCCCGGGGAGGGGGUUGGGGGGGGGGUGCUUAGUAUCAGGUGCAUAGGCCAGAUGGGGAGGGGCUAUCUAGUUGAGGAGCUUCUGAUCCAAAAAGGGUCUGUGGAGGAGGUACCCCCACCCUCACACCUUUUCUGCGCGGGGCCUGAGAUCCCUGCACGUUUACCCUGCCAGGCUUCCUCCCUUCCCCCCCACCCCCCCCCAAGCCCUCAUCCCCAACCUCUAUCCUGUGGCCAAAUAAUUGCAGUGUGGAUGGGAAAUGGUCCUUAAGUGGCCGAUUAAGUGGUGGAGUGCAGAUGUAGCACCCUAGGCCUUGCCCACUGCCCGUAAAAUUACAGCGAGGUUGCGGGUGUGCAGGUUGGCAGCGGGAAAAUCACCUGCAGAAUUUUACUGGCCUCCCACCUGCAAACCCGCCAUGGGGUCAUAAAAUUCUGUCUGUGAUGUUUAAAAAAACUCUGUUAACAACAAUUGAAUUUAGAUGCAGGCUCAGGCUGAAUUUGGUCACUCUAUUUUUGGAUAUGUAUCAUUUCUGCCUUGAAGUGUCUACUCCAUCAGACUCUCAUUUUGACUUUCCACCACACAAUCCCAUUUAUUAUUUUCUGAAUUUUGAAAAUUGUGAAAUCCUCUUUAAUAUUAGAUCAUUCUCCUUUCAUGUAGUUAUGACUGAUGGUGGUAUUAAAUGGGAAAUGUUACAUUGUCGUUUAAUGAGUAUAACAUUUUGAUUUAGUUUAAGGGUAGGAUUUACUGUCAGUUAAGAAUCUGUUCAUUAGAAGAAUCAAAACUGAAAACAUUAAACAGCCUGCACCCUGUCAAUUGUGAAAAGCCCACAUGAAGUUGGGAACAUGAACACCAGAUUUGUUUCCCUCUCUUUGUUGCACCACUAGGAUCAGCCUAAUAUACUUGUGUCUUUCUUAACGAUAUAACAAUUUCUGUUAUGUUACGCAUCACAUUUAAUCUUCGCCUCCUUCCUUGAAGGUCUUCAAUUGUGUAGAGGAUGUGUAUUUGGGAAUUCCUUUUUGUAAAGUCAAGGGCCAUGAGGGAUGAGUAAAGAAUGCGAGAACCCAUUGUGAUUGCCACAAUAAAAAUAUUUAGUGAUCCCUCUCAAAGAUAUGAUCUAAAAGCUGAGGCUAAACUAGAGAAUGAUGCAUUGAUUUAAGAUUUUAACCAAAAUUAACUGCUGUGUGUUGCAGAUUGGUUCCCUGCAGACUUGUAGCUAACAUGAUUGAAUUUGUUCAUGUUAUACCUUGCUUAUUAAUCCAGAACCUUCCAUCUCAACAUAGAAGCCUGUGUAGGCAGUCAAUAAUGAGACAUUGAUCAAAACAAAAAGUGAUUGCAAAAUGUGAUGUUGACUGUGCAACAUCAUGUUUUCAAAAUUAUUCCAACUCUUUUGUUAACAUUAGAAUUGGGAGAAUGACUUUUGUGUCCUGAUCCCUGUUUCUUGGCUUCCUCUAGUAGAAUCUCUUUACCAGUAAGCUUCUCAGUUGACAAGUGCACUGUAUACCUGCUGAUUGCGCUUUUGUUUUUAGCAGCGUUCUUGGAAUUGAAGUGUUAAUUUUGCACUUAGUAAAAUAUAUCGAGAAAAUAAAA